AUGCAGUUUCAGCAGUUGAUUCAUGACGUCCUUGCCAAUCAUCCGAAUCUCAGGAGUCUACGCCUCCUUGCAUGCAGACUCAUUUGGUCCUCUCCUGGGCGUCGAGGGACGGAUUUGGGCCAGUGGUGCAGCUGCUGGUGUCGUACGAGCCAUGGUAGCGACUGCGCCGCAAGAGAUUUAUCCUCCACUCGAAGCAAGAGGCAUGCUUAUUGUGUGAACUUCCGCGUCUGCCAGGAGAAUCCCUUCGAAGCGCUGAAGACUCAGAAGCAAGUAAGGGGCCUGGACUACAAGCAAGCGCUGAGAGCUGGGUGCCUCUGGCAAGGCCUGUCGGCAACAUGCUGCCGGAAUGUGGUUCUGGUUACCUUGUUCUUUGUCCUGACGGACAAGCUGAACAGGUCGAGCGAGCUGGUAAACUUCCGGCAACAUCCAUUCUUACGAGGCUGCGUUGUCACGAGCUGUUGUUGGGUGGCUGCGUGGCCACUUGAUGUGGUGAAAAGCCAGCUGCAGAGCGUUCAGGCAAUCCGGCAAACUUCAGCAGUUUUUGGUACAGGUUCUGCUUGUGUAGUCUGA
Symbiodinium pilosum is the source of this 570-nucleotide messenger RNA. The record is from the annotation of a GenBank genome assembly. NCBI's taxonomy places the organism in Eukaryota, Dinophyceae, Suessiales, Symbiodiniaceae.